CGGUCUUCAGCCUGACACAAUCGGAUUUAACAGCUCUGAUGGCUUUCAAAAGUUGGUACAGCACCUGGUACCAGGUACCAGGUACUAGCAGUACUUCGCACAGGAAGUCUUCUGGAGCUCUUCUGGUUAGGAGUAGAUAACGAGAAAGAUGGCAGACAACGGCAACUACGGCAACAAUACCGGCAAAGUGGAGGGUCAGGAUCCGCCAAUAUCACAGCAAAAGGCGGCCUCCAAGGAAGCAUCAGGAGGUACCGGUAAAGAAGGAGCAAUUGCCAAGAAGAAGUCCACCAAUGACAAAAUGCCCAGACCGACUCGUCCUCGUCCACAGCACAGAACCCUCUGUUCCCUGCUCCAUUACUUUGUAGGAAUGGAAUUGUCCGUCGAACUCAAGACGGGACGCACAUAUCGAGGCACAUUGGCCACAGCCGAUGAAUACAUGAAUUUGGCACUCGAUGAAGUGGAACAAGUCGAACCGCCAUCGCAGAAUAACAUCACCAUGAUUACCUGUCACAUCCGCGGACCCAACAUUCGAUUCAUUCAUUUCCCAUCCUCGGAUCUACGGGCAGCCAUACGAACUGGGCAAGAUCGAGAACGAGCGGCAAAACAAAAAUAUCAAGGGGGCAAACGACAGUCGCGUUCUGUCACCACGGGAGGAAAGGCACAGCCAGAUGUAGAGCAGCGCAAAUAAAAAUAAAGCAAUGAUCAUUCAUUACAGUAACAGAAAAUUGCACUGAAUACAAUGACAAGUAGAGAUUCAAAGGCAGCACAAAUUGAUUGGAAUU
Seminavis robusta is the source of this 782-nucleotide messenger RNA. The record is from the annotation of a GenBank genome assembly. NCBI's taxonomy places the organism in Eukaryota, Bacillariophyta, Bacillariophyceae, Naviculales, Naviculaceae.